CCAAGUACAAUUUGGAGAAAAGUGGGGAAGAGUGAAAAAAGAGAACAGGAGAGACCAGACUCCCCUGUACCCAGCUGUGUGUCCAUGAAGAGUGACUGGUCUAUGGAUCUACCUUUUCAUUUCAAAGAUGGACGCCCCUCUACUGAACAGAGCAGGACCCAUCAGGAGAGACCAGACCCCCCUGUACCCAGCUGUGUGUCCAUGAAGAGUGACCGGUCUAUGUUUCUACCUAUUCAUUUCAAAGAUGGACACCCCUCUACUGAACAGAGAGACCACCAGGAGAGGUCAGAGGUUCUCAGUGGUCAGUCUGUCCAGGAGCAUCAAACAGACCUGGACUCCAUAUUUAUGCGGCUUGAGGAGAACCUUGUCACUUUUGUGAAGAAGGAGCUGAAGAGGUUCCAGAAGGUUCUGAGUUCAGAUUACCCAGAGUGCUUAGAGAGACAGAGGGUGGAAGAGGAAGAGGAGCAGAGGAGGAGCACCAGGGAGGCACUUCUGAAGAUCACGCUGCACUUCCUGAGGAGUAUGAAGCAGGAGGAGCUGGCUGCCUCUCUGGAGAGCAAAAUCCUUGUUCCCAUGUGCCGGAGUAACCUCAAAGCAGCUCUGAAGGAGAAGUUUCAGUGUUUGUUUGAGGGCAUCGCUAAACCAGGAGAGUCAACACUUCUGAAUCAGAUCUACACAGAGCUCUACAUCACAGAGGGAGGCAGUGGAGAGGUCAAUAAUGAACAUGAGGUCAGGCAGAUUGAAACAGCAUCCAGGAAACCAGCGAGACCAGAAAUACUGAUCACAUGUGAGGACAUCUUUAAACCCUUACCUGGACAAGAUAAACCAAUCAGAACAUUGAUGACAAGGGGAGUGGCUGGCAUAGGUAAAACAGUCUUAACACAGAAGUUCACUCUGGACUGGGCUGAAGACAAAACCAACCACAAUAUACACUUCACAUUUCCGUUCACGUUCAGAGAGCUGAAUGUGCUGAAAGAUAAAAAGUUCAGCUUGGUGGGACUUCUUCAUCACUUCUUUAUUGAAACCAAGCAAGCAGGAAUCUGCAGCUUUGACAAGUUCCAAGUUGUGUUCAUCUUUGAUGGUCUGGAUGAGUGUCGACUUCCUCUGGACUUCCAGAACAAUGAGAUCUGGACUGAUGUCACAAAGUCCACCUCAGUGGACAUGCUGCUGACAAACCUCAUCAAGGGGAAACUGCUUCCAUCUGCUCGCCUCUGGAUAACCACACGGCCUGCAGCAGCCAAUCAGAUCCCUCCUGAGUGGGUUGACAUGGUGACAGAGGUGAGAGGGUUCACUGAUCCACAGAAGGAGGAGUACUUCAGGAAGAGAUUCAGAGAUGAGGAGCAAGCCAGAAGAAUCAUCUCACACGUCAAGACAUCACGAAGCCUCCACAUCAUGUGUCACAUCCCAGUCUUCUGUUGGAUCACUGCUACAGUUCUGGAUCACGUGUUGGGAACAGAUGAGAGAGGAGAGAUGCCCAAGACCCUGACUGAGAUGUACAUCCACUUCCUGGUGGUUCAGUCCAUCCAGGGGAAUGUGAAGUAUCAUGGGAGAUCUGAGACAGAGCCACACUGGAAUACAGAGAGCAGGGAGAUGAUUGAGUGUCUGGGGAAACUGGCCUUUGAACAGCUGGAGAAAGGCAACCUGAUCUUCUAUGAAGCAGACCUGACAGAGUGUGGCAUUGAUAUCAAAGCAGCCUCAGUGUACUCAGGAGUGUUCACACAGUUCUUUAAAGAGGAGUGUGGGCUCUACCAGGACAAGGUCUUCUGCUUUGUCCAUCUGAGCAUUCAGGAGUUUCUGGCUGCUCUUUAUGUCUUUCUCUCAUUCAUCAAAACUGGAGUCAAUCUGCUGUCACAAACACAGUCAACCUCCUGCAGGUCUAAACCACUUGGAGAUAAACGUAAAAAACCAGACCUUUACCAGACAGCAGUGGACAAGGCCUUAGAGAGUCCAAACGGACAUCUGGACUUGUUCCUGCGCUUCCUCCUGGGCCUCUCACUGGAAUCCAAUCAGAAUCUCCUACGAGGCCUGCUGGGAAAGACAGGAAGUAUGUCAAAGGCCAAUCAGAAAACAGUCCUGUACAUCCAGGAGAAGAUCAGGGAGGAUCUCUCUCCAGAGAGAAGCAUCAAUCUGUUCCACUGUCUGAAUGAACUGAAUGACCAUUCUCUAGUGGAGGAGAUCCAACGGUACCUGACAUCAGGAAGACUCCCCAAACGCCGACUCUCUCCUGCUCAGUGGUCAGCUCUGGUCUUCAUCUUAUUGUCUUCAGAAAAGGAGCUGGAGGUGUUUGACCUGAAGAAAUACUCUGCUUCAGAGGAGGGUCUUCUGAGGCUGCUGCCAGUGGUCAAAGCCUCCAGUACAGCUCUGUUGAGUUCCUGUAAUCUGUCAGAGAGAAGCUGUGAAGUUGUGUCCUCAGUCCUCAGCUCCUCCUCCUCUAGUGUGAGAGAGCUGGACCUGAGUAACAAUGAUCUGCAGGAUUCAGGAGUCAAGCUGCUCUCUGCUGGACUGGGGAGUCCACAAUGUAGACUGGAAACUCUCAGGUUGUCGGGCUGUCAGGUCUCAGAGGAAGGUGUUUCUUCUCUGCUCUCAGCUCUGAGCUCCAACCCGUCCCAUCUGAGAGAGCUGGACCUGAGCUACAACCCGUCCCAUCUGAGAGAGCUGGACCUGAGCUCCAACCCGUCCCAUCUGAGAGAGCUGGACCUGAGCUACCACCAGCCAGGAGACUCAAGACGGAAGCUGCUCUCUGCUAGACUGAAGGAUCUACACUGGAGACUGGACUCUCUCAGGCUGGACCAUGCUGGAGUGUGCAGGUUGGAGCCGGGUCUGAGGAAGUAUGCCUGUGAACUCACACUGGACCCAAACACAGCACACAGAUGCCUCCUUCUGUCUGAGGACAACAGAAAGGUGACAUGGGUGCUGGCGGAGCAGUCGUAUCUUGAUCAUCCAGACAGAUUUGACUCCUGGACACAGGUUCUAUGUAGAGGGAGUCUGACUGACCGCUGUUACACGGAGGUACAGUGGGAAGGACUUGUUCAUAUAGGAGUGACUUACAGAGGAAUCACAAGGAGAGGAAGAGGUAAAGACUUUCCUCUUGGAUAUAAUGAAAAGUCCUGGGCUCUGUACUGUGAUAGUGGUAGAUACGCUGCCUAUCAUAAUUAUAGAGAAACAAAGAUAAGUAUCUCCCCCUCCUCUGACAGAGUAGGAGUGUAUCUUAACCGGUCUGCUGGAACUCUGUCCUUCUACAGUGUCUCCUCUGACACACUGACACACCUCCACACCUUCACCUCCACAUUCACUAAACCUCUCCAGGUUGGGUUUUGGGUGGUGUCACAUGGCUCCUCAGUGCGUGUGUGUGUGUGUUAGAUAGAGGAGGUAGAGACGCCUCCUGUGUCCUGGAGGAACACUCACACUCCUGCCCAAACACACCUGCUGACAUGAUACUCUGUACACACACACACACACACACACACACACACACACACACACACACACACACACACACACACACACACACACACACACACACAGGUGUAGUUGGAUCAGAUCUGUUUGUGUUAUGUGGAAUAUUAAAUCAAUGAGUUUUUUUAAGCAGGUAGAACCAAGUUAUUAAAGUUAUACAAGUCACUUUUAAUCCUGCAGCUUUUACAUUAUUCUUACAAUAGAAUACGUAAAGUAGAAUAGAAUAGAAUCAUGUUGUUUUUCUAAAGGCGCUUCAUCAUAAUAAAUAGCUGGUAAUACUUUUCAUUUGGCAUGUUAUUACUCUCAUCACUGCAAUAUAAACAUCUACUUUAAUUUCUACUGUUGAGGAUGAGAAGGUUUAUAGAUGAGGACAUGUGGUAGCUGGAAGUGUGCACCUCUUCCAGAACACUUUGGAAGGAACUAAAUGCUUUUAUUAUGUCUAAAGUCUGUAAUACUUUUACCUUUAAUGGGAACAUGUAUUGUUUGGUUUCCAUGACACGAAUAUUGAAAGUAAAAAUAAGUUUUAUUCAAUAAAUCUUUUUUUUUUAUUUUGUGCAAAAUGUCACAUCCAUAAAAGCAAAUGUUUAAAUAAUAAGCCAUUCUUUCCUGCUGUAAGUAUGGAAAUUGAGAACUAUAUAUGUAACCCUGUGGUUAAAUUAUAGGCCUUAGAUAUAUUACUGCACUACUAGAUAAGAUUUUGGCCUGUUUGUUAUUUUGUUUACCUUUUGAAUAUGAAUAUAUUAUAUUGUUGAUAUUGUUCUGCAAAACAGUUGUUUACCAAUGUGAAAUGCAUUUACUUUUAUUAUUGAAAACUUACCAUUGUUGUGAUUGGUUGGCUGUGGAGAGAAUAACUUACCUUGAAUGUGAUUGGUUGGCUGUGGAGAGAAUAACUUACCUUGAAUGUGAUUGGUUGGCUGUGGAGAGAAUAACUUACCUUGAAUGUGAUUGGUUGAGAGAGCAGCGGGGAACGUCAGCACGAGCAGACUGAACGGGGAGAGAAAGGAGGUCUCUCGUCCCUUGUGUGAGCCAAACGGAGCAGUGUGAUGUCGAGUUGUUUUAUGCUAUUUUGCGGGGAGAGAAAUGUCAUUGAAGUUUAGUGAACAGUGACGUGUGCGGGUGUCUGACCGAGACCCAUCCCGGGAACUGUUUGUGUGGACUGGGGAGACAAACGGACUACUCGUCAGUCCCAUAUGUGGACCCAGCGACGUUACGGAGCGAGCUAGCCAGUCGGUGUUCGUUGCUAGCACAACAAGACGGGCGAAUGGACGGGAUGCGGUGAGGGGCUCUCCCCACAGUGAGUCGGGCCGUCUUCUAGUUUAGCGAAGUACCGUUAUCAGUUACAGUGUAGUGGUGGGUUCAUGCGACCAUCGAGGAACGCAGGAGGAGUCGUCUGUUGCCGUGUUGUGCUGCCGAGGCGAGCGCACGGUUCUACCGUGAGAUGGUGCUAACGGCUAACUAGCCAGUUAGCUAGGAUGGCUGCCGGCCUGACGUUCGCUGCUGCGCUGCGGCGGGAAGCGCGAGACGAAGAGGAGCAUUCUUUGUGAGUACAAGUUGGAUGUGCGGGCUCCCAAGGGGAGCGAAGAGGGCUGGUUAGGGUCCCAACGUACCCGAUAAAGAAACAGGCCUGCAACUGGCGGUUGACUUUCUUUUAUUUUUAUUGCCGGCUUAUUUAUAGGGUUGUUGAGCUGUAUGCUAAUGUGUUGGUCUGAUUCAUUUGUGUGUAUAUGAAUGCAGACGCUUGUUAGCCAUUGAGGCUUAUUAGUUUAAUUCAUUCUAAUAAUUAUUACUCAUAGUACAUUUGUAUAUAUAAUUCUAUGUACCUGUGUGAGUGUGGAUUAUUCAUGUGUGUUUAUUCCUGUGGUGUCUAGACUAUGGAAGUAACCUAGUGACACCCAGAGAUGUGUAGACCAUAGUAUAUAACCUUAAAGGGCUAAUACACCAUAUUUUAGAACCUUAAAGGGCUAGUCCGCCGUUUUAAUAUAAGUUACUCGGUGACACAUUGAGGUGUCUAGACCAGUUUUUCUCAACCGGGGGUCCGCGGACCCCUAGUGGUCCGUGGUGUAAUUGCAAGGGGUCCGUGAAAAUAAAAUAUCUUUAAAAAAAGAUCCUAUGACAUUUAUGGAAAUAGGAUUAUUUUACUCACAUGUGACUGAGACCUUUAUCUACCUAAACUAUAAAGGGUAACAUGACUUUUUUUCUCUUAUUACAUCUGUUUCACAAGUGUAAUUUAUUGUAUUUUAAUAAGAGAUCUCGCUCCCGUUUGCAUUGUUAAAAGUUACUGCAUAAAAAUUCUGUUGUUACAUAUAUCUGAAAGUUACUGAAUACAUAUUCUGUUUUGCUACAUAUAUCUGAAAGUUACUGAAUACAUAUUCUGUUUUGUUACAUAUAUCUGAAAGUUACUGAAUACAUAUUCUGUUUUGUUACAUAUAUCUGAAAGUUACUGAAUACAUAUUCUGUUCUGUUAACUAUAUCUAAGUUACAACUGAAAGCUCUUAUUUUUGCCCCAAAGAGUGAAUACAUGCUAUAAUGCAAUUUAAAAUGCAGUUUCUACUGUUUCUGUUUGAGAAAUAGAAAACCUACACCAGUGUUUACUUAUCACAGACUAGGACAGCCUAGUGUGUCUGGUAGAUAAGCAAAUCAGACAAGUCAGUAUAAAUAAAUAAAUAAAAAAAAUAAAAUAUAUAUAUAUAACUUUUGACAUGUUACAAUUGUUAUAGCUAUUGUGAUUUUAGUUGUCCUGUGAUCACCAGACAUAGAGUUACUGUAGCAUUAGUGUUUUAGAACACACCAGUUACCACCAGGGAUAUUACUGUUACAAAGUUAUUUGCUUUUAGUCGGAUACUAUAGCUCCCCGGCCUCAAGACGGAAGAAGCAGUGGAUUCAAGUGCACAUUAUUUUCUGCAAACAUAUACCAUUAAUAGGAGAUGUGUGUUAUAUGUUAUGACUGAUUACAGUACAGUAUCCAGAUUGACUCCUGCUUAGUAAUAACCUAUCUUUUCAAUUAAAAGUUAUGCAAUGUGGACUGGUAGAUUUGUUAUGUCGAGACGCCAUUAUCUUUUUGAGGGGAGAGUGUGGGGUACUUCGGAUUUAGUAGCCCCCCAUUUAUUUUUUAUUUUAUAUACUUCUAUUUUAUAUACUUACCUUCUAUUCUAUAUACUUACCUUCUAUUUCAUACACUUACCUUCAUUGACCACUCACUACUAGUAAAGAGGAGAAUUGUCUGCUGUGUUGUUGUGAUAGCCGGUUCUCGCCACAGGAGGGCACUGCAGGUUAAUUGCUUCUAGCCUGUGUGACGUAGUGCUGGCUCUCGCAGUGCACUCUGGGGCAUUCGGGUAGAAUCGUCAGAUGAGUGUUGCCUUUCGUAUAGUGAGUCAUGCUCUGAAAACGUGUCCUCUGUAAUGUCUAUUUGACAGAUGGAGUAAAACAACAAAAACAUCA
Molecule: messenger RNA, 6894 nt
Organism: Lampris incognitus (smalleye Pacific opah)
Lineage: Eukaryota; Metazoa; Chordata; Actinopteri; Lampriformes; Lampridae
Product: NLR family CARD domain-containing protein 3-like
Exons: 9
Coding region: 85-3360 (1091 amino acids)
Molecular function (GO): protein binding
Source: RefSeq, a predicted model, not a curated record